Puntigrus tetrazona (Sumatra barb) is the source of this 1877-nucleotide messenger RNA. It is a transcript of the gene ccr9a, whose product is annotated as chemokine (C-C motif) receptor 9a. The record is from RefSeq and is a predicted model, not a curated record. The transcript has 3 exons. Gene Ontology annotation, molecular function: chemokine receptor activity. NCBI's taxonomy places the organism in Eukaryota, Metazoa, Chordata, Actinopteri, Cypriniformes, Cyprinidae. Gene Ontology annotation, cellular component: membrane. Gene Ontology annotation, biological process: chemotaxis; G protein-coupled receptor signaling pathway; immune response. The coding region runs from base 145 to 1245 and encodes 366 amino acids.
GUGGUUAAACCUCAAGACCUUAAAAGCUUCUGCAAAACAGACGUUUUCCAGACGGCGCCAAAAACAACGUGAAAGUGAAGACAGCAGACAGCAGCUCAUCUGUAUCACUAGUCUUAAUUUUUCUCAAAGAACGUGGAGAGAAAAAUGAACAUAACAGAGUCUGCGAUCCCGUUCACUGAGGUGACUUCAGAAUAUGAUUAUGAAGGUUCCACAACUAUGGGUGAUUAUGAAGGAGGGGAAAUAUGUAACAAAGCAGCAGUGAGAGAGUUUCGAAGCUACUAUGAGCCUGCUCUCUACUGGAUAAUUGUGAUUUUGGGAGCCAUUGGCAACACUCUGGUGGUCUGGAUAUACACACACUUCAAAAACCGCCUGAAGGCGAUGACGGACGUCUAUCUACUGAACCUGGCUAUUGCUGAUUUGUUCUUUCUCUGCACUCUGCCCUUCUGGGCCGCCGACUCCAUCAGCGGAUGGACCUUUGGCUCUCCCCUCUGCAGAAUCGUCUCUGCCAUUUACAAAAUCAACUUCUUCAGCAGCAUGUUUCUACUUACCUGCAUCAGCGUCGACCGCUACAUAGUGAUUGUCCAGACUACCAAAGCGCAGAACUCCAAGAGGGAUCGUCUCCUGUACAGCAAACUCAUCUGUGUGUUAGUCUGGCUCUUCGCGGCUGUGAUGUCCAUCCCAGAGUUUCUCUUUGCUCGAUCAAAAGAGGAUGAUGAAGGCAAUCACUUUUGUACGAUGGUCUACUGGAACAAUGAAAACAAUCGCACCAAAAUAGCGGUCCUGUCUCUCCAGAUCUGCAUGGGCUUCUGCAUCCCUCUCAUAGUGAUGUUCUUCUGCUAUACCAACAUCAUCCGCACCUUGCUGAAGACAAGGAGCUUCGAGAAGCACAAGGCCCUGCGGGUCAUCCUGGCAGUUGUGGCCGUGUUUGUUUUCUCUCAGCUUCCGUACAACAGCAUGUUGGUCUUUGAAGCCACUCAGGCGGCCAAUACGACUGUCACAAACUGCCAAGAGGUCCAACGCUUUGACAUCGCCAACCAAGUUAUGAAGAGUCUCGCUUACAUGCACAGCUGCCUAAAUCCAUUCCUUUAUGCCUUCGUCGGAGUGCGUUUCCGAAAAGAUGUCAUUCGACUUUUUCAACACCUUGGCUGUCUUCCAACCCUCAAGAACUCCAAGUUACUGCAGGGAAGCUCUCACCGCCCCUCUGUUAUGUCAGACACAGAAACCACCAAUGCUCUUUCAUUAUGAUUGGUGUCAGAACACUGUCAGUGAAGCUAGCUUAGCAAAGGCUUCUGUUUUGCUGCAGGUGCUCAGGUGCCCAGUUUCAAAGCAGAAGUUUGAGGUUCCUUAGAAGGACUUUGUAUGAUUGAAAACAUGCUGUCUGGAGGAGGGUGAAGUUACCCGCUCACCACAGUGAGAUGGCUGCUGCUGUGAAUAUUUCACAACAAGAGUUCUCUUUGUUUGCCUGGGCCAUUUAUAUGAGCGGCAAAAAUUCUGAUCAAACAAACAUAAGAACAGUGUUGUGGCAGGGAGAGUGAAUGGUUACUGUUUUGGCCAUUUCAUUGCAACAAUAUUUUCCAUCUCUUGUUUAGCAUUAAUAUUUUCAGUCCAUAUAAAUGUUGUAUAAUAACAUGAUUUGUCAUGUACGCGCAACAAAUUUCUUCUGAAAGUGUUUUUAUUCCCAAUGAUUUAUGAAUGUUUCAAAUUGUUACUGUUUUUUUUCUUUUAGUUGCUGUGAAAAUAUAGCUGUGGAUAUUUUAUUCAUGAUUUGAAGCCAGUUGUGUACUUUCAGGGUAUUUGUGUUGUUUUUGAUUCACGCCAAAAAAAUUAUGUAUAUAUGUAUUUGCUGCUCAUUUUGUAAAACUUAAAACUAUAUAUUA